This is a messenger RNA of Coffea eugenioides, 4120 nucleotides long. RefSeq names its product protein unc-13 homolog. Lineage: Eukaryota; Viridiplantae; Streptophyta; Magnoliopsida; Gentianales; Rubiaceae. Bases 198 to 3623 code for a protein of 1141 amino acids. The transcript has 26 exons. The record is from RefSeq and is a predicted model, not a curated record.
CGGACACCACUACCCAAUACCAAGUCCAUUAGCACCAUUUUGUUGUUCAAACCUCGAAGUUGGGUUGGCAGCUCGGCAUUUCCGCAAACACCUCUCACUCGUUUUCUUACUACUAUUCUUUCCACUUGCUUUCAGAAUUAAGUCUCCAAGUUGCCAGCUUUCUGUCGCCGCCUCUCUUUUUCGUACUCCGGCCGGUGAUGGAAGCUUAUUCUCUGCUGGAACGCUACCGUUUAGAUCGUCGGAAGCUUCUGGAAUUCAUAUUAUCUUCAGGAUUAGUUAGAGAAAUACGAACUCCGUCAGGCUCUUCUGCUUCGAUUUCUGACGUUAAUCUUGAUUUUAUCAGUGCCGACUACGUUCUCCAGUCCAUUAAAUCCAGUGGAGUGCUGGAUGUUGCAUUAGCAACUAAGAAAUACUAUGAAGAAUCUGAGCUGCCAAUAAUGAUGGACUUGCAUUCAAGGGAUUUCUAUUUUCUUCUUACAGAUCCACAAUCAUCUGGAUCUCCUCCUCGGCGGCCACCACCUCCAGUUUUAGCCAAUUACUUUGACAAUGGUAGAUCAUCCACUUCCAGCCUGCGAGAUCGUUCAGCUUGUCAUAGAGUUUCUGUAUCUGGUGUUGAAUCUGGGGUGAACCAUGCAAAUGUAGCAAAUACUGUUUCGGAACCUGUGCUUAUGGUGGACGUUCCAGACCUUGGCUUACCAAGCUUGUGGACAGGAUUACUGGACGAUGACUUGCGGGAAUCUGCUUAUGAAGCAUGCCUUGCAUGUAUGAUGUUUUCUGGGAUUGACAUUUCAAUUCAGAGUAGAAAGAAAGACAAGAAUCCCAAAUUUCUGUCUGGGUUGAAGACCAAAAAGGGUAAAUAUCUGCAGUCUCAAUCUCCUGAAAGGCAUGUAGAAUUCCUGGAUACCAUUCGCAUGCAAAUGCAAAUUUCUGAAGUAAUGGAUACCUUUGCUAGGCGACGUCUGGUGCAGUUUGCCUCAGUGAAAGCAUGGGGACAAUUUAGUGUUCCAGAAAUUGCAUUGGGUUUUUUGAAUGGCACAUUCAGAUCUGACUUCCCAAGUGUAAAAUCGUAUACUCAUUGGAAGAACAGACAAGCUGAUAUUCUUGAGGGAUAUUUUUGCUUUGCAAACGAUGUGGCUGACAAGCAGAAAAUUGGACAAUUGGUUGCAAAAAUUAGGAAUUCUGAGGAAUGGGACAAUAAUAUGUCUCCUUCGGAGCGGAGUGAGAUCUUAUUAGCUCUGAAACAAUAUCUCUGCGUAUUAUCAUCUAAGCCCGGACGAUUUGGUAUUCAAGGAGAAACAUACUAUUGGACUUCUGCAUAUCACAUGAAUAUUAGGCUUUACAUGAAGCUACUGUUUGGCUUAUUUGACAUUCUGGAAGAUGGCCAGCUUAUAGAGGAAGCUGAUGAACUCCUUAAGAUCGUGAAGCUGACUUGGCCUUUGUUGGGUAUCACACAGAAAUUGCAUAGUGCUUUGUACGUGUGGGUGCUUUUUAAACAGUUUGUUGGGACAGAGGAGACUAUGCUAUUAGAGUAUGCUAUUAGAGUAAUGCAGAAAUCGCUAUUCUCUGAAGCUAGUGAACCGAGGGAAGAUGAAUAUAUCUGUAGUUUAUCAUGUUCAGCUACAUCUGGCAGCAAUGAAUAUAAAUUCAACUUGGUGCAGUCUAUAUUUUUCUCAAUUGGCUCUUGGUGUGAAAUUAAACUGCAAGAUUAUCAUCUGCAUUUCUCUCAGAAAUCUUCUCUCUUUAAAGGGGUGAUGAACAUGGCAGUCAAAAUUUGCAGAGUUGAUGCCAGCAAGCAUUUUAAGUUUAUAGAAUCUGAUGAUUUGGGGGAGAGUACAUCGAGGAAAGUGAAGGGAUAUGUUGAUCGGUCGUUGGAAGCUGCAUGCAUGAGGGUGAUGGAUAAUAUAUAUUUCGGAUCUGAAGUAGAUAGGACACAUCCCUUGGCCCUCCUUGCAAGUGAGCUUAAAAUUAUUGCUGAGAGGGAGCUCAGUAUGUAUUAUCCUGUCCUAUGUCAUUGGUAUCCUCAAGCUGGCAUAGCUGCAUCCAUAAGAUUGCACCGUUUUUAUGGCGAAAAACUGAGGCCAUUUCUCCAGAGUGUAUCAUACCUUUCUGAAGAUGUUAGAGCAGUACUUCCUGCAGCCAACGAAUUGGAGAAUUGCCUUACUGAGCUUUACUGCACUGCAUGUCAAGAAAAUGGCUUGACUUUGCAGUUCAGUGAAGAAUUUAUCCAUUAUCAGAUUGGAGAAAUUUCGAGGCCACUAAUCCUUGAUUGGAUUAUUGCCCAGAAUAAACGUGUCAUGGAAUGGACUGCACGUUCUUUUGAUCUUGAGAAUUGGGAACCUUUGUCACAUCAGCAAAAACAAGCACCUUCAGCAGUUGAAGUGUUUAGGAUCAUAGAGGAGACUCUGGAUCAACUUUUUCAGCUGAGACUACCAAUGGAUAUUACACACCUGCAGGCUUUGCUUUCCAUUAUAUUUCAUACUUUGGAUGCUUAUUUACAGAAAGUUACAAGUGAAUUAGUUGGAAAGCAAAAUCUCUAUCCACCUAUACCACCUCUGACUUAUUACAAGGAGACGACAUUUCCGAUAGUAAAGAAGAAGCUAGUUGAGUCUACUGUGCUCGAGGAUGAAGUUACCAAUAAAUUGAAUGAAUUGACAACAUCAAAACUCUGCGUCAGAUUGAACACUCUUCAAUAUAUUCAGAAACAAAUUUCUGCACUCGAAGAUGGCAUCAGGAAGUCUUGGUCAUUUGCUGGGCCAUUUGAUAAUGGAGAACAUUCAAUAGAGGAAUCCCCUGAGACUUCUGGCAGAAUUUUAGAUACCUGUAGUGAAUCAGUUGAUGAGCUUUUCGUUGCCACCUUUGACUGCAUCAGGGAUACUGCUGCUCAUGCUAUCAGAAGUAUCUGUGAGUUUAUUGGGGUAAGGGUUGUCUUCUGGGAUUUGAGGAAAUCAUUCCUGUACCGUUUGUAUCAUGGUGGUGUCGAGAAUUCCCGUUUAGACAGUUUACUUCCAAACCUUGAUGGCGCCCUUAAUCAAGUCUGUGGUUUGAUUGAUGAUGCACUACGAGAUCGUGUAGUCUCCAGCAUUUUUAGGGCAACCUUGGAAGGAUAUGUUUGGGUGUUACUGGAUGGAGGACCUUCAUGCGCAUUUUCUGAUUUAGAUAUUCCUUUGAUGGAAGAUGACCUCAACAUGUUGAAAGACUUAUUCGUAGCUGAUGGAGAAGGCCUCCCUCGUUCUUUAGUCGAGGAAGAAGCAAAAUUUGCCCAUCAACUUCUAAGCCUGUUUUCCCUUCAGGCUGAAUCUGUUAUCCAACUGUUAAUGAGUUCGAGUCAACACAUCUCAGUGGGACUAGAGGUACAUAAAUCUGGUCACAGGUGCUUGGGUGAUGCCGAUACACUGAUACGAGUCUUAUGUCACAAAAAAGAUAGAGAAGCCUCAAAGUUUUUAAAGGAACAAUAUAAGCUUCCUGCAUCUUCAGAAUAUGACGAGGAUGGAGUGGAGCCUAACUUCAAAUCAGUUCUAGUGACGGAUCUUAUAAGGCGAAGUGCAUCAGCUCGUUGGUCGGACAAGGGCCACAGUAGCUUCAAAUCUAUUAAGAAGAAGCUGCAGGAAGCUACUUGGAGAUAAAAGGCUUGGGUUAUGGUUAAGCCCACCCGAUUCUGAAGCAACUCAAAAUGAUAUAAUACUACUCUAGCCUGCCUGGUGCACCUCAGAUUAAAGCUAUCCUCUUCAUGUCCCAAACAAGAUGGAUUUCAUGAAUCUGGCAGUAUAGAAAAAUUUGCUUUGAUGCGUGUGAAGGCAGCGUUCCAAAGGGAUCUUUCAGCUGAUUCAUAAAAUAGAUUCUUGGGGGGGCGCCCGAAGGCUUGUUGAUGCAUCUCCCGUAGGAAAUCUAGCAAGCAAAUUUGGGCGUGUUGUUUCUUGUUUCCUGUUUGUGUGGUAUUCCAUCUUCAUUGUGAUUAAUUUUUUUCGAGGGUAGGACUCCUGACCGAACUUCAUAUUGAACUAGGCAAUCAUGUAGACUUAGGGUGCAUUUAUUAAUUUAUUAAAUUGUUGAGUAUUAAAUUUUAAUAUUUGAGCAUAUUUUGUAUUAAAUGAUAAACGAAUGAUAUCAUUUAUUUUUCGGA